CCGCCGAACGACAGGAUGAAGGUUUCGCUGUACAUAAUACUAAUCUCGAUCUUGCUCAGCAAGCAUUACGCGUUAUCGCACAUGAUCAGGAAACGGCAGCUCUUUCGCGAGCAAGUGCUACCGCAUGCUGGAGGUAAGAUACCGGACUCGGCAUUUUUAACCGAUCGUUUGGCGCUGAACCGGCUGCAGAAGGAUGGUAUCGCUGUGCCGGACGGGGUACUGCUCGAGCAGCGUCAGUACCAGGUGUACCCGCACCAGCAUCGCACGGCCCGGCCAACGUUCCGUGUCGUCCAAACGCCGGACAAUCGGUACAUCUCACCGGAGGGCGAGUACAGCCACAAUGCGCUGGCGACGGUCGAUACGACGUAUUUGAUACCGCACGCCGGUGACAAAUUGUUGCUGCAUGAUCAUCCCCACUAUCGCCAGCCGCACUACACCGUUCCGAAGGCACCGAUCCUGAAGGAGUUCCGGUUGCCGAACUAUGCGCUGUUUAACUUCGACUACAAAAAGAAGAAAGCACACGUGGGGACGGUGGGGCCCAAUGUGUCGUACAAACACUGGAAUCUUCCACUGAAGCUGGACGGUGGAUGGCCCCAGCGAUUACCUCAAGAAUUCGUGAGCUACCAUGCAGCUGUCGGUAAUGGGCACAAUUAUCCAUCAGCCCAUUCUGUACCGGUGUCGUACGGUAGUGAUGUUGGUGGCAGUGUCGGCACGGGAAGCGGCUGGAAUGGUGGCUGGGUACCGUCCACCGGUGGCAGUGCAUCGGGCGAAUCGUUCGCACCGCAACCGCUUGGCAGUUUCGAGGACUAUUACAGUCAGUUGAACGAUAAGCACCGCUUCUACCGAAACGUGGGCGAACGGAGCGUGGGACCGAGUCCGGCACCGAAGCCCAGCACCAUAUUGCACCGGGAUCGUCAACGUGACCAUCCGCAACGCCAUCAAGCUUAA
Anopheles marshallii is the source of this 948-nucleotide messenger RNA. RefSeq lists its product as uncharacterized. The coding region runs from base 16 to 948 and encodes 310 amino acids. NCBI's taxonomy places the organism in Eukaryota, Metazoa, Arthropoda, Insecta, Diptera, Culicidae. The record is from RefSeq and is a predicted model, not a curated record. The transcript is spliced from 4 exons.